Messenger RNA from Cryptococcus amylolentus CBS 6039, 1455 nucleotides. RefSeq lists its product as hypothetical. The coding region runs from base 78 to 1100 and encodes 340 amino acids. The transcript has 3 exons. NCBI's taxonomy places the organism in Eukaryota, Fungi, Basidiomycota, Tremellomycetes, Tremellales, Cryptococcaceae. The record is from RefSeq and is a predicted model, not a curated record.
AUUUUCGCGUCUGUUGUUCUCUCUCCAAUACGUCUUUGCUAUACCACACCCCACCGCGGCCUCCCCUGCUCGCCACCAUGGCAUCGGCAUUCACCUCCCGCCUCAUCUCGCGCCCCUCGCCCACCAUCCUCUACCACCCCUUCCAGCUUCUGCAGCCCAUCUACCACACCCUCAUCGACUACCUCUUCCUCGCAUCCCCGCUCUCCUGUCUGCGGCUUUCCCGAUACCACUACAACCACUACAUCCCCCUUCUCUACGACCGCGUCGUCAUCACAAAAGGAAAAGUCGACAUAUGGACGACGGCUUUGAAACGCGCAAAGCCGAGGGAUCUUGUGGAUGUUGCUGUGGUGAUGAGACAGUGCACCAAAGUGCUCACUCUGCCAGACUGGGAGGGGUUGCAUGGAGUGGUGUAUAUGCCAGAUGACAGGGUUGCCUUUCCGGGUGUCACUUCGGUGCUCGUCCCUCCACGGCUGUUUGCGGCCUGUCCAGAGGGGCGAAGAGCCGGGGCGAUGGAAGAUUUGGAGAUCCUCUUGAGCGAGCGAUGUGGGUCUGUCCGAAACCUGGUCGUUCAGCUCGGUGCAGUCGAUGUCCGAACAGCCCUUCCCCAACUCCACUCUCCUGCCAAACUCAACUUUCCUCACCAUUACCACCUCAACGCCGAAACCCUUACCGUCUGCGUACCUGUCAUUCCCGUCGGCGCCUCCGACCCGUUCGUAUGGCAAGACUACAUCAACAACGUUGCCGACAUUGCUAUAUCUUGGGCUGUGAAAAGCAGGAUACGGUAUCUGUUCAAAAUGGACGACAAGACGUACAAGUCGCUUGAGUAUAGGCGUACGUUCUGCAUAGCCCUGAUCGGCAUCAUCUCCCAACUCGGCUCCUUCUUCACCCGCACCCCAUCGUGUCCUAUCCGAAUCCAACUUCUCCUUUGUCAUCCCCUCGCAGAACCGACGAUCGACUUUGUGAGGAAGAAUACGGUGCAGGUGCUAGCGCCGUCUUUGGGGGAGAACAAGGCGAGGUUGAUGAGUUUUUUGGAUGAUAUGUUGGAGAUCAAGAAGGUUAGCGCCGAAGAGGCUAUGUGGGCUGUGGAGGGAUGGGACUGAGGGAAUUGCCGUUUCUUAUGAACCGACGAUCGCAAUUCGGUCUUCUAGUGAGAUUACUCCAGCACGCCCCCACAAAUCACCCAUUAUGUCCUCAGAGGAUGGAGCUAGAUUUGAGAGUGGCAGGCGCAGCAGUCUGGGGACGUAUUCGUCCAAGGCCACUCACCUCUCCAGUCUCCCCGAUCCCCUCGAUCUCAAUCGCUCAUUGACACUUUUCGAUACUUCAUCUUCCCGUUCACUAAGCGUAAUCAAUACUCCUCGACGCCCAUAUUUCCAUCGACAAAAGGCCAUUGUUGCAUCUUUGCGACAAGGUGCAGCCGAUACUCAAGGGCGUCAAGAGCAGGGUGGGAGAGCAGGG